AUGGGCGACUACGUGCCCGGAUUCGAGCAGCGCGAAAGCGACGCCCGUAGUUUCGGCCAUUCCCGGCUGCCGACGCUCGGCGCCAUCCCAGUGAAGAACGAAAAAGGACAGACUGUAAUGCAGAAAGUGAAAGUGUCCAGAUAUGUGGCCGGAAAAGCGUGAGUUUUGGUUUUCAACAAAACAUUUAAAUUUCAGAAACCUGAGAUAACCUGAACAUCAGUUUUCACAAUUCUAGGCUCUAAAUUAAAUUUUCUUGGGAACUCAAAUGAAAUAAUUUGCAGUCCCGAUUACGCUCGAAACUACGACAGCGACGAGGACGAUGAUUUGGAGAAACACGAAAAACGUCGGGAAAAAGAGGGGAAAUACGAGAAACGUCGUCGAAAUCGUCGUUCUUCUUCGAGCAGCGAAUCCGACUCCAGAAGACGUCCGCACGCUUCAGAAUCAUCUAGAAGACGUCCGGUGGAACGACCGGAAGUUCUGGGAAAAGAUGAGGAGGAAUCGGAGAAAUCGGGCGAUUCGUCAGAGGACGACGUUGAAAAACAGCAGGAAAGACGGGAAAGAGCACGGAUGAGACGGUUGGAGCUGACGGAAAGAAACGAGGAGCCGAAGGAGGAGCCAGAAGACGUGGCGGAGGAUUCUGACGAGGAGGAGUACGAUAGAAGACGUGAGCAGUUGAGGCAGAAGGCGUUGAAGCGCGAGGAGGAGCUGAAGAAGGAGAUUAAAAUGGAGGAGGAGGAUGAAGAAAUGGAGGAUGAGGAUUCGGAGGAGUCUGAGGAGGAUUCAGAUGAAUCCGAAGAUGAUGACGACCCAGUGCCACGCCUGAAGCCGAUUUUUACACGGAAAAAGGAUAGAAUUACACUGCAGGAGCUGGAAAAAGAGAAAGAGCUCGAAAUGCAGAGGAAAUUCGAAGAGGAAAAGCGGGCCGAAGAGAGGAAAAGGGAAAGUGCGAAACUGGUGGAGAAGGUGUUGCAGGAGGAGGAAGCCGCCGAGAAACGGAAGACCGAGGACCGCGUGGACCUGAAUUCGGUGCUCACCGACGAUGAGACCGAGAAUAUGGCCUAUGAGGCGUGGAAAUUGAGAGAAAUGAAGAGAUUGAAGGUGAGACCUUUCUUGUUUCGAAAUAAAAAUGUAUUGCAGAGAAACCGGGACGAGCGUGAAGAAGCGGCGCGCGAGAAAGCGGAACUCGAACGGAUCCACGCAAUGUCCGAGGAGGAACGCCUGAAAUAUUUGCGCGCGAAUCCGAAAAUUGUGACGAAUAAACAGGACAAGGGCAAAUACAAGUUCCUGCAAAAGUACUUCCAUCGCGGAGCCUUCUUUUUGGACGAGGAGGACGAGGUGCUCAAACGGAACUUCGCCGAGGCCACCAACGACGAUCAGUUCGACAAGACCAUUCUGCCCAAGGUCAUGCAGGUGAGACAGCUUUUUUUAAAACAUUUUACUCGAAAAAAUGCGACAACAAUUUCAGGUGAAAAAUUUCGGAAAGGCGUCGCGUACCAAGUACACGCACUUGACGGCCGAAGAUACGACAGACCACCAGGGCGUUUGGGCGUCGGCGAACCCGCUGAACACUCAAUUCUACUCGAAAAGAGCCGCCGGAGCCCGCCCCGUCUUCGAGAGACCGGCGCCCAAAAAGAAGAAGAAUUAG
Messenger RNA from Caenorhabditis sp. 36 PRJEB53466, 1645 nucleotides. The record is from the annotation of a GenBank genome assembly. NCBI's taxonomy places the organism in Eukaryota, Metazoa, Nematoda, Chromadorea, Rhabditida, Rhabditidae.